This is a messenger RNA of Blepharisma stoltei, 721 nucleotides long. The record is from the annotation of a GenBank genome assembly. NCBI's taxonomy places the organism in Eukaryota, Ciliophora, Heterotrichea, Heterotrichida, Blepharismidae.
AUGGAACUUAUGAGAUCAGAUACAACUCUUCCAUGUUUGAUGGAGCCAAGACUUGAUAAUUUCAAGCCGACGUCCGAUCCUUUAAUCCAAUCCCUUCUAUUCAUAAGAAGCUUGGCCAUCAAGCUCCGGCUCUCACAAUCAUGUGUCGCCACUGCUCAAACCUAUUUUCACACAGUAAGUUCUACUCUAGUUUACAAUUAAUAACAGCCACCUAAAAUAUGACAACCUCUUAAUCGCAGGGGCAUGCCUUUUUCUCUCAUCAAAAACCCUUGAACUGACAAGGCCAAUUGACAUUUUGUGUAGGAAAUUCUAUGAAGAAAGAUCAGAAAUUCGAAAAAUUCUUAACCCAAGGCUUCAAGUCCCUCCUCUAUCAGACUCAAUGUUAGCUGGAUUGAAACAGAGCAUCCUUCAAUGUGAGUUUGCUGUACUUGAAGCUUUAUGCUUUAAUGUGGAAAUCCCUCUACCCUAUUCAUUUAUUUCAAGCUUUGUGUCAAAUCUUGAGUUAAAUGUGUAUCAAAAGCAGGAUUUGCUGAAAAUCGCUAACAAUUUUGCGAAUGACAGCUUUAGGGUACCGAUUUUUCUUUACAAAAAUGCAGAGAAUGUGGCUGCAGCAUGCUUGAUUUUGGCUUCUAGAUAUUUAAGUCUUGGUUUAGAAAUUGCUGCAGAUCAAGAAACUGUACAAGCAAUUUUGGAAAUUUAUAAAUCCAAUAUAAAUAUAUAA